GCUCAUUUACUUGAUAUAAUCAUGUCGAACUUGCAACAAUCCUACAACGCUGGACAGACCAAGGGCCAAGCUCAGGAGAAGGCUGAGCAAUGGACAGAAUCUGCCAAGGAAACUGCACACAGCGCCGGCGACAAGACUGCUAACGCGGCUCAGUCCACCAAAGAAUCUGCUCAACAUGGCCAACAACAAGCCUCUGGUUUCAUCCAACAAACUGGAGAGUCAGUGAAGAACAUGGCUCAGGGUGCUGUUGAUGGUGUCAAAAACACUCUUGGCAUCAAUGAGAAGAAAUGAGAAGUAAGAAAACUACUCAUAUCAUAAAUUUUUACUUAUAAGGAGUUAAUAUAAUUUUGAAAACUCCUUUUUUCUUUUCUAAUUAAUUUUGUAAUAAAGUUAUGGAUUUUUUUAUACCUGUGUUUUGAAGAUUAUGCCAAGAGAUCUGAAAUGUAAUAAAAUGGUGUAAUAUUUGCCCACAUUAUAUAUGCUAGUGGUGCACUUCCUCGUA
Molecule: messenger RNA, 502 nt
Organism: Camelina sativa (false flax)
Lineage: Eukaryota; Viridiplantae; Streptophyta; Magnoliopsida; Brassicales; Brassicaceae
Source: RefSeq, a predicted model, not a curated record